Molecule: messenger RNA, 3545 nt
Organism: Notolabrus celidotus (New Zealand spotty)
Lineage: Eukaryota; Metazoa; Chordata; Actinopteri; Labriformes; Labridae
Gene: cwc22
Product: CWC22 spliceosome associated protein homolog
Exons: 20
Coding region: 125-3292 (1055 amino acids)
Biological process (GO): mRNA splicing, via spliceosome
Cellular component (GO): catalytic step 2 spliceosome
Molecular function (GO): RNA binding; protein binding
Source: RefSeq, a predicted model, not a curated record
CUGGGUCUUUUAUUUUGAAAUCCGGAAGCUUGUGUUGACCCGGAAGUACUGUUUGAUUUAUUGUAGGAAGUUUUCCGUUGAAAGAACGACACUGAUUUAAUAAAGAGUCGGAAAACAGAACGGUAUGGACUCUCCAGGCAGAAGUCGAAGCCCGAGCCCUGAAAAGAAAGAAAACAGCGGACCAUCAGAAGAAGACUCGAGUCCAGUGGCAGAGAGGCCCCAAGAGACUGCAGCAGUCGAAAAAAGCCCUGCAGAGAGGCCGUCCCCCCAGGCCAGUCCUGCCGACCGUCCGCCCUCCGGGAGCCCGGCUUCAAGUCCUGCCUCCAGCAGCUCAGACGACAGCACCAGCAGCAGUGAUGAGGAUGAACACAAUGGGACACUGAGGAGGAUUAGGAGCAGCGUGGCCCAGAUCAAAAGAUCAAAAUCCAAGUCCCAAGAGCGAGAAAGAUCCAGGUCCAGAGAUCGAGAAAGAUCCAGGUCCGGAUCCAGGGAGCGAGACAGAUCAUGUGGCCGGUCAGGUUCGAGAGACAGAGACCGAUCCAGGUCAAGAUCCAGAUCCAGAUCUAGGUCUAGAGGACGAGACAGGUCUGGGUCAAGAGGACGGGACAGAUCUAGGUCCAGAGAGAGAGACCGGGACCGCUACAACCGAGGACGCUAUAACAGGGAUCGCUAUGACGAUCGCAGAGAUGACAGAGGCGGGCGUUACGACAGGCGACGGGAUAUGGACGGCGGCAUGGAUCGCAGGAGGCACGGCCGCUGGGCCUCCCCUCCACCAGAGGGGGAGCCAGAAAAGAACGAAGAGCCGCCGGUCAAGAAGAAGAAGGAGGAGAUCGACCCGAUCCUGACGAGGACGGGGGGAGCUUACAUCCCGCCGGCCAAGCUGCGCUUGAUGCAGCAGCAGAUCACAGACAAGAGCAGCCUGGCCUAUCAGAGGAUGAGCUGGGAAGCUCUGAAAAAGUCCAUCAACGGUCUCAUCAACAAAGUCAACGUAUCCAACAUGAUCCACAUCAUCCAGGAGCUGCUGCAGGAGAACAUCGUCAGGGGGAGGGGUCUGCUGUCUCGCUCCGUGCUGCAGGCUCAGGCAGCGUCUCCCAUCUUUACUCACGUCUACUCCGCCGUUGUCGCCAUCAUCAACUCAAAGUUCCCACAGAUUGGAGAGCUGAUCCUCAAACGCCUCAUCCUGAACUUCAGGAAAAGCUACCGUCGCAACCUCAAGCAACAGUGCCUGACAGCCUCAAAGUUUGUGGCUCAUCUCAUCAACCAGAACGUGGCCCAUGAGGUGCUGUGUCUGGAGAUGCUCACUCUGCUGCUGGAGCGUCCGACUGACGACAGCGUCGAGGUCGCCAUUGCCUUCCUGAAGGAGUGCGGACUCAAACUGACCGAGGUGUCACCGCGAGGAAUCAACGCUAUAUUCGAGCGUCUCAGGAAUGUCCUUCACGAGUCCAGCAUCGAUAAGAGGGUCCAGUACAUGAUUGAGGUGAUGUUCGCCAUCAGAAAGGACGGUUUCAAAGACCACCCUGUGAUCCCAGACGGCCUGGACCUGGUGGACGAUGAGGACCAGUUUACCCACAUGCUACCUCUGGACGACGAGUACAACACGGAGGAUAUCCUCAAUGUGUUCAAGCUGGACCCGGACUUCCUGGAAAACGAAGAGAAAUACAAAACCAUUAAAAAAGAAAUCCUGGACGAGGGCAGCAGCGAUUCAGGGGAGGACGGAGACGGGAGUGAUGAAGAUGAGGAGGACGAAGAAGAGAAAGAGGGGGAAGAAGAAGAUGAAAAGGUCACCAUCUUUGAUAAGACAGAAGUCAACCUGGUGGCUUUCAGAAGAACCAUCUACCUCGCCAUACAGUCCAGUUUGGACUUUGAGGAGUGCGCUCACAAAUUGAUCAAGAUGGACUUUCCUGACAGCCAGACGAAAGAGCUGUGCAACAUGAUCCUGGACUGCUGCGCCCAACAGAGGACCUAUGAGAAGUUUUUUGGACUUCUUGCCGGGAGAUUCUGCCUGCUGAAGAAGGAGUACAUGGAGAGUUUCGAAGGGAUCUUUGCAGAGCAGUAUGACACAAUUCAUCGUCUAGAGACCAACAAACUGAGAAAUGUGGCUCGACUGUUCGCUCACUUGCUGUACACCGACUCUGUGCCCUGGAGUGUGUUGGAGUGUAUCCGGAUGAGUGAGGAGACAACAACAUCCUCCAGCAGGAUCUUUGUGAAGAUCCUUUUCCAGGAGCUCUGUGCCUACAUGGGUCUCCCCAGACUCAACCAGAGACUUAAAGACCAGACACUGCAGCCGUUCUUUGAAGGUCUGUUUCCUCGUGAUAAUCCGAGAAACACUCGCUUCGCCAUCAACUUCUUCACCUCUAUUGGACUGGGAGGACUGACGGAUGAGUUGAGGGAACAUCUGAAGAAUGCUCCCAAGAUGAUCAUGACCCAGAACCAGGAGGUUGAAUCCUCUGACACCUCUUCCUCAUCAUCAUCCUCGUCCUCAUCCGACUCCUCCUCCUCAGACUCCUCUAGCGAAUCAGAUUCAGACUCGUCAGACUCCUCCUCCAGCAGCAGCAGCUCAGACUCAGACUCCAAACACCGGAAGAAGAAGAGGAGGAAAGACCAAGGCGAGGAGAAGAAGAAGAACAAGAAGAAAAAAGAGAAGGUGAAGAAGAAGAAAGACAAACCAUCUGACAAAAAGCGAGCGGUGAGAAAGAGCGACGACGAGGAUGACAGUGACGAUGAGAACCAGAAGAAAAAGGACAAGAAAGGCCGUGCACGAGAGGUAGAGGAGCGCGAGCGUCCACGUGAGGUAGAGGAGCGCGGGCGUGCACAGGAUGUAGAGAAGCGUGGGCGUGCACGUGAUGUAGAAGAGCGUAGCCGUGCACAUGAUGUAGAAGAGCGCGGGCGUGCACGUGAUGGAGAAGAGAGGGAACAUGUACGUCAGGUAGAGGAGCGAGAGCGUGCACGUGACGUAGAGGAGCGCGGGCGUGCACGUGAAGGUGAAGCAGAGGAGAGGGAACGCGUACGCGAUGGUCCACGCCGAAACCGACGGGACGAGAGAGCAGAAGAAGAGGAGGAGCGGCAGGACGAGGAGAGGAGAAGAAAAGUGGACGUUCAAGGCCGACAAAGGGACGGAGAGAGGGAGAGAGACAGAGACCGAGGGAGGGAGAGAGACCGAGAAAGGGGGAGAGAGAGAGAUUAUGAGGAGAAAAGGGAGAGCGAGAGAGAGCGAGAGAGGCAGAGGGACACAGAGAGGAAUAAAGAGAACAGAGACAGGAACAGAGAGAGAGAGGAGAGGAGGAGGAGAUAAAGCCCUUCAUCCCUCCGUCCUGAAGCAGCAGUGAUGGACUGAUGAUUGACAGACGUGUGAAGCCUUCAUCUUUCCUUGCUGUCAUCCUUCUCCUCUUCACGUCAUCCCGUCUCACUCUGGUGUAUUGGAUUUGGGACCCAUCUUUCUCUCCCUCUCCCUCUCUAUGUUUUUCUGUCUGUAUUUUCUAUAAUGAUAUUUGUUGUUAAUGAAAUGUGAAAAAAAAAAACAUUAAAGUUGCUUUAGAUGUUUUAAA